GUCUCGACUUCCAUCGGACAGUAGACUGAACAAAUCGAAGCACGAUUCGUAAUUAGUAUUUUAGCAUAAAAUUUGAUACCAGAAACGUGGUUCGUUUUUUUUGUCCCUUUAGUUUUUGUUUUUGUUGCUUGUGAAACAUGGAUACUUUACGAAUUUUAACAUUGUGCUUGUGCUUUGUAGCUGCUUUUGUUUACGGCCAAGUGCAGCCAUCGAACCCCGCAGAACCUGUCUCACAGACUUGUCUAGGAUGUAUUUGCGAAGCGUCGUCUGGCUGUAACACAACUCUAAAAUGCAAUGGAGAUGUUUGUGGGCCUUUUCGAAUAACUUGGGGCUAUUGGCAUGAUGCAGGAAAACCGACAUUCAAUAACGAAUCACCUGAUUCAAAAGACGCUUUUGCAAAUUGUGUCAACGACGCUUUCUGUGCCGCUAGAGCGAUUCAAGGAUACAUGACUAAAUAUGGUCAGGACUGCAACGGUGACGGCAAAGUUGAUUGCGAUGAUUAUGCUCGAAUCCAUCGUCAUGGAGGAUAUGGAUGUUCUGCUCCUUUAGAUCCAGCAUAUGAAACUCCUUACAAACUUUGCAUAACCACUUUUGGCUAAUUAUAAUACAUUAACAGUCUUAAAAUAUUUAAUUAAGUAAACUUCAUUUUCGUUUUAAUCACAUCUAUCACUAUUUUUUAAGAAAAAAAAUUGUUUUUUUGCGUUUUAAGUAAAAAAAGAAGAAAUUUUUUGAAAAAAAUAAAUGAAAAAAAGAAUGAAGAGUCAAUAAACAUAGUAAAUAUAA
Messenger RNA from Leptopilina heterotoma, 783 nucleotides. RefSeq names its product lysozyme 3-like. The record is from RefSeq and is a predicted model, not a curated record. Bases 138 to 599 code for a protein of 153 amino acids. Lineage: Eukaryota; Metazoa; Arthropoda; Insecta; Hymenoptera; Figitidae. The transcript is spliced from 4 exons. Gene Ontology annotation, molecular function: lysozyme activity.